This is a messenger RNA of Quercus lobata, 2908 nucleotides long. Its product is annotated as MATH and LRR domain-containing protein PFE0570w-like. The transcript has 5 exons. Bases 394 to 2676 code for a protein of 760 amino acids. Lineage: Eukaryota; Viridiplantae; Streptophyta; Magnoliopsida; Fagales; Fagaceae. The record is from RefSeq and is a predicted model, not a curated record.
ACUUAAUAUUCCUCUUAACGUUGCUUUCUUUCUUUCUCUGCGGAAUUUUCUCUAUCAAUCUCUUCCCCUUUAAUCUCGCCAGUUUGGUCUCAAACAAACAAAAAACAAUGGCCUAAAUUUUUUGUUCCAAUUCCCUUGUUUCAACUUUCAAACUUCAUUUUCUACAAGUGGAAUGUCCACUAUCUUAUAUGAACGUUGAUUGAGAAAUUUUCUGUGCCCAUGUCACUCUCCACCUUCCUUUAACUUUGCUUAGAAUUGAGGGGAAUUUUUUUUAAAAAAAAGUUUUGAUCUUGAUUGAAAUGAUGGGUACCAAAAACUUGCUUACGCUUAAAGGCCAUAUAGAUUUGGCGGUGAUAUUAAACGUGUUUUGCAAAUGAGUUUGUGUACUAGAAGAUGGUUCAAUUCAUGGCUUUUAUGGCUUCUGUAUUGGGUUUUAUCUGCAACUACUUGUUGUAUGUUUUUGGAUUAGUAUUCAAAUUCAUAUGCAGAUCUCUGGAAAAUUAUUGCAAGAAGGACUAUGGUUCAAGGUACUUGGAUAUGGAGGAUUUUAGAGAGGAGGAGGGUGGUGUUUGGUUAGAGAAAAGUGAGAGUGGCAAUAAAGGCAAUGGAGAAAGUGAAAAUUCUAUGUCUGCCAUGGCUGCCACUAGUGCUAGUAAGUAUGAGUUUAUGAUUGGGAAAGGUAUUAGUGGCUUCGUGGAACAACCAAAAAGUAUGAGCCUCAGUGUCCAAGAAUUGUAUCUGGGUUCAAAAGAUUACACUGUUUGCAACAAUACAGAAAACAAAGAUAUUGUAAAGGUUAAUUUAGAAGAAGAGGUUGUCGGUUUAGAUAAAACAGAGGACUCUGUUGAAAGCUUUGGUGUUGCAAUGGUUUUAGAGAAAGCAGAGCAGAAAAUGUUCACUGAACAUGUGGUUUCUGAGAAGGGAGACAUUGUUGGCUUAGAAAUAAUCAGUUUGUGUAAGGAAGACUCCGUGGAUGAAGUUGAAUCGGUUUCAGAAGAUUGCUCACUAAGGUUUGGUUCAGAACCUGAGUCAACUAGUUCGAGUGGUGAAUUGUCAAUGAACAAGUACAUAGUGGAUUCAAUUACCUAUGAGUUUUUCGCCUAUAGAAAUGUUGAUAAAGCAUUGGAACCUGUAGGCCUUUUGGCCAAUGAUGCUGAAAAGGUGGUAGAAGAUAUUGAGGAAGAAAAUGAGAUUAUUGAGGAAGAAAGUGAGAUUAUUGAAGAAGAAAGUGAGAUUGUUGAAGAAAUUUCAAGCUGUGAAAUAAGUCUUUCUGAUCCUGAAGAAACUGAUGCCGAUGAUGAUUCAAAUGAUUCUGAUGAAGAAUAUAUAGAAUUCGAACCCCAUUUCAAGAAUUUAAGCAGCUUGGAAGCCAAAAUUUUGUCUGGUGAAGUUGUGAACAAACAUGAAGAGGAAGAUUUAGUCCAAGAUGAGAAGGAACCCGAAAAUAAUUUGGAAAAAAUUGAAGGAACUAACUUGGGGGAGAAACCAACCAAAUCGAAUUCUGAUGAUCAAAAUGACUUGGAUUACAUGUGGGAGCACGACGAUGUAAUAGAACAGCUGAAAUUGGAACUCAGAAAUGCAAGAACUGGUGGACUUCCCACUAUUUUAGAAGAAGAAGAGCCAGAGUCUCCAACCAUUGUUGAAGGUCUAAAGCCACUGAAGAUCGAUGUAAAGUUCGAGUUCAAAGAUCGAAUGGAAGAGAUUCAAAAGGUCUACAAGAGCUAUGCAGAAAAAAUGCGAAAACUAGACAUGUUGAAUAGCCAGACCAUGCAUGCAAUCGGAUUUCUUCAGCUGAAAGACCCAGUUAAAUCAAAUUCAAUGCUAAAUUCUUCAGCCUCAGCUGCUAAGUCUCUUCCACAUAACAUAUGGCUGCGUAAACAACGAAGGGUCACAGCUGAUCCAAUGCAGAAAUUCACUGGAGAAUUGCAAAGCAACUUGGAAUUGGUUUAUGUUGGACAUGUUUGCCUUUCUUGGGAAAUACUCCAUUGGCAGUAUGGGAAAGUCCAAGAACUUCAAAAUUCCAAUUCUCAAGGUUUUCAAAGGUAUAAUCAAGUUGCCGGUGAGUUUCAACUCUUUCAAGUACUCAUGCAUAGAUUUAUGGAGAACGAGCCAUUUCAAGGUCCCAGAGUGCAAAACUAUGUCAACAAUCGAUGUGUCCUUCGUAAUCUUCUUCAAAUUCCAGCCAUCAGAGAUGAUUGCUUUAAGGAGAAGAAGGUAAGAAGAGAUGAGGAGGAAGAUGCAAUUUCAAGCAGCAUGUUAGCAAAGAUCAUUGAGGAUUCACUGCGGGUCUUUUUGGAAUUUGUUCGUGCUGAUAAAGAUGAAAAGAAUGUGAUCCUAAAUAGUCCUCACCAAAAUCAUAUCAAUCUCCAACAUGCUGCAGACUUAGAGGUUUUGAUGAACACUCGAUCUGAUCUUCAAAAGAAGGAGAAAAAGCUCAGGGACAUACUGAAAAGUGGAAAUUGCAUAGUAAAAAGGUUCCAAAAACAUCAGAAUAAUGAUCAGUUGGAUCAUUUGCAACUCGUUGCUCAGGUUGAACUGAAAUUGGUUUCAAGAGUGCUAAAUAUGUCAAGAUUAACAAGGGACCAAUUAGCAUGGUGUCAUGGAAAACUAGACCAAAUUAACAUUGUUAACAGAAAGAUUCACAUGGAACCUACAUUUUUACUUUUUCCAUGCUGAAAUGGCGUGCAGUGCCACGAUUUUUCUUGAACUAUGUACAUUCAAUGUUGGUUACAGGUUUAUAGCAAUAGAUAAAAGAAAGCAGAAUGGGAUUAGAUUUCCUUGAUAGAGAAAUUCUACGAUACUGUAUACAUACAAUAAAUUGCUUAUUUCACUAGUGAAGUUUUAUAAACUUCCUUGAUGGAGAAAUUCUACGAUACUGUAUACAUACAAUAAAUUGCUUAUUUCACUA